AUGGAAGAAAAUAAAAACGCCUUAUUUGGUGCUCUAUCCAAAGCUCUGAGUGCUAAUAUCCACAAGCCCAGCAUGUUCUUACUCACUUGCCACAUAUUUGAUUGAACGAUUUUCAAAAAUAGGAAAUUAACCCACCCUGAAUCGAGCAAUUUCAUAAUAUCAAAAAUGAAAUAUCUCAUGUUAAAUCUAACUACCGAUCUUAUAUAAUAAUAAAUCUUACUACUCCCCCCCCCCUCCGUGAGCGAACAAAACCAUUAGAAAAAUCGCUAUUUUUUGACCAAAAACCCACCCUCCGUGAGUGAACAAAAAUUUUUUUAAUAGAAAAAAUUUUAAUGGGAAAAAAAAUUUUGAUAUAUAAGUGAUAAUUAGUAUAAUGAAAUCUAGAGCUAAUUCUGUUUAAUUUUAAACAAAUUGCGUUUUAAAACAUAAAUUUUGCAAAUUAAAUUAAUAUUUGCUUCCCAAUUUUUGCAAAUUAGGAUUUUUUUAAAUUUCGAAAAAAUAUUUUUUAUAAAAUUAUAUAUAAAUUUUUUUUAAAAAAAAAAAAUUAACCCCCCUCCGUGAGCGAACAAAAUUUUUUUGUUCGCUCACGGAGGGGGGGGGGGAGUUAGAGAUAUUACAAUAUAAUGCUCCAAUAUAAUUAUAAUGCUUUUUAUCAUAUUACAUACUCUAUCUCUUAUCGCUAGCUGAUAAAUAUUUCAUAUGAAAAAUAUUUUUGUUUCCAGAACCCUUUUUUUACCCCAAUUCUAGGGGAAUUAGAAAAACUUCCAGCAGGUUCUCCUCCUACCCGCCAACGUGUUUACGAACUUCUUUCAAAAGACCAGCGUAUGCUUGCAUUUGACUUUUUAUCCUCUAUAACCACAACCACUCCCCGUAAUGAGUAUAUUGACGCUGUUUUAUUCGCAGCUAGAUUUCUUCUCGGUAAUCAGCUUAUAAACGAAUGUUAUAUUUUCCUAAAAAUCUGUCAAAGUCACCUCGAAAAAGUAUAUGGUGAGCCUAUUGAUUACUCAUUAGUUGAAGAAAUUGGAAACAUGUUUUACUUGACAGGCCAAUGCAACGAAGCAAUUAAAUGGUAUGAAAAACUCAUGGAAAUGAAUGAAGCUCCAGAAAGCAAAAUGUAUUUUAAUAUUGGAAUGUGUUAUCAAGUGCUGGGAAAUGUUUCUCAAGCUAUUGAAGCUUAUUUAAAAAGCACUCUUGCAGAUUCCAGAUUUACAAAAUCAUGGGUAAAUUUGGGAAGCUGCUAUUUACAGAUUGGAAAAGGGGAUAAAGCUAUAACGGCGUUUCAAAAUUUGCCUCUUUCGGCUGAAAGUUUAACUUGUAUAGGAAACGCUUAUACUGUUUUAAGAGAAUAAAGAAGACGCUUCAAAUGGUAAAAGCAAAUAUUUAAUAUCAGUUCUCAUAUAUUUAUAUUUGUAAAUUAGAAUACUUUAAAAUGGGAAAUUUUGAGGAAGCAAUUGCUCAUUAUUUAAGAGCGAUCGAAAUUAAAGAAGAGCCGGGAACUUAUAAUAAUCUUGGAGCUGCAUUAAAAAAAGUUGGGCUUUUGCAAGACGCUAUCUACGCAUUUAAUGAUUCUUUAGCUUUACAACCAAAUGCAGAUGCAGGAACAAAUUUAUUGAUAUUAUAUAUCGAAACUGGGAAAUUUACGGAAGCAAAUUCACUUUUCAGAAGUAUUGCAAGGAUAUUACCAGCAAAUGAAUCAAAAAUGAUCUCAAAAAUACUUGAUGAAAGAAAACCAGCAGCAGAAAGAAGAAGCACUAUGCUUGUUAAUAAAGUAGGAGAAGGGUUGCUAGGUAACAUUUUAGCUCCAGCUAUGUCAAGAAAGCAAACUUCAAUGAAUCCUUUCAAUCAAUCUUUGAGUCCUCAGAAUUCUAGAUCUCCUAAGCCUCAGAAAUCCCCAGGGAUGAGUAGUGGAAAUAUCUUUGGCAACGCUCUUAACUCCUUGUCCUAAUAAUUAAAAAUAUAUAAUCUUUUAAAUAAAAAAAAUGAUUUAUACUGCAUUUAAGUUAGUAAAAUUAAAAGAUAG
Blepharisma stoltei is the source of this 2020-nucleotide messenger RNA. Lineage: Eukaryota; Ciliophora; Heterotrichea; Heterotrichida; Blepharismidae. The record is from the annotation of a GenBank genome assembly.